This is a messenger RNA of Zonotrichia albicollis (white-throated sparrow), 4119 nucleotides long. The record is from RefSeq and is a predicted model, not a curated record. Lineage: Eukaryota; Metazoa; Chordata; Aves; Passeriformes; Passerellidae.
CUUCUGCUGAGGUUAUUUGUUUGUUUUUCAGAUGAGACCCUUUUUGCUCUUCCUGCUACACCUGCGCCUCUGAUGCACUCCUCUGCAGAAAGAGUUAUGGACUUGCAGGAGCAGCCAGGUAGCACUAAGGCGCUGGGGCAAGAGGAUUUCACUGCAGUCCCGCGUGAUCCUGCUCCUUCUCUUCCCUCCUUCUCUCCUCUCUCAGCUGAUCCCUUUAAAGAGCACGCAGCCUUUGGCACCAUCUCAGAUGGGUUCCCUGCAACAGGCACUUACAAAGAGAGCUCCAGUGAGGUUUAUAAAGAACCUGUGAAAAAUGCCACAAACCCCUUUCUUGCAGAGGGAAAUGAUAAAGACAUUUCUGAGAUGAAAUACUCGCAAUCCCCAUUUGCUAAAGAAGCAGCAGCCAUUUUAUCUCCAGCUAAAGAAAAAGCACAGCUAGAGGGCCCUGAAGAAUUACCUAACCUGGAGAAAACACCUGCAGAGCAGCUGAAAAUGUCUCCAGAAUCUCCCCAAGAUAUAUUUGAAAGAAAUGAGGAAGAUCUCUUCUAUAACAAAGACAAGUACAGAGGAGGUGGUGAUCAUGCUGAAAAGGGGCUGCUGAAAGAAGACCCUCUUAAGAGGGAAGAAUAUGCAGACUUCAAACCUUAUGAGCCAAUAUGGGAAGUCAAAGGUGCUAGUCAUGGACUGAGCAGCAUGAGAGAGGAUGUUGGAAAGAAGAUAGAUGCCACGCUGGAGAGCAGUUUGGAUGACAAGUAUGGCGUGGGUAAGCUGACUGUGCAGAAGGAUUAUGAAAGAGACAGUGAAGGCAGUGCUGAAGAGCCCUCCUUCCCAAGCACCCCAGAAGCUGUAAAAGAACCUUACAUCACUUGUACUAAAUUUGACUCUUCUCCAAGUCCUGGUGGUAACAAAGGCAAAUCUCUUUCUCCACUAGAGGAAGGCAUUUCAGAAAAUAGAACCGACGAUGAGAAAAAAAUUGCAGAGCUGAAAGCUCAGACGGGCCCAGAGCAAGGUGAUUUUGCUGCUGGAGCAGGUGGGCAGGAAGGGCAGGGAGCUGAGCCUGCCAAAGCACAGGGGGUCCCACCAGCGUCACCCGACAGCGCCACAAACAUGCCCGAGGGUCUCACUCCUGACCUGGUGCAGGAGGCCUACGAGAUGCACGAUGCAGCCUGCACAAAGCUGGCUUAUGAAACCAAGAUUGACUUGGUGCAAACCUCAGAGGCAGCGCAGGAGACUCUGAAACCUGCGGCACAAAUCUGCCCCUCCUUCGAAGGCUCAGAGGCCGCUCCAUCGCCCAUACUGCCUGAUAUUGUUAUGGAAGCACCGCUGGGCACCGGCACUGCUGCGGCAGAGGCAUCUGCUGUGCAGCUGGAAGCUUCCCCACUAGAAACAUUCAUGCCCACUGCCAAGUAUGAGAAUGUAAAAGAGGCUGAGAAACCUCCUGUAUACCAAGAGGCAGUGAAGGUGCCACUGACACAGGCCCAGGAAGCAAAGGAGACCUUGGCAUUUAAGCAACCUGAUGAUGAGAGCAGCAGCACUCCUGAAGAUCUGGAGACUCCUUAUAUAUCUAUUGCAUGUGACUUAAUUAAGGGAACAAAGGUCUCUGGUGAAUCUCCUUCUCCAUCUUUCACAGAGUAUUCCAAGACACCGGUAACAGAAAGCAUUUCUCAGGAUGUGCCUGAAGACAAGGAACUAGAUGGAACCCCAUCUCCACAGUUUGGAAAAGCUGGCCUGUUUAAUAGCCAAAUGAUAUCUGACUUUGCUGAGGAAGCAAGUGAAGAUCCAUCUCUCCUUUUAAAAAGUAAAUCCACUGAGAGUAUUGAAACUGAUGAGGAACAGGAGGAGGAAGGACUGGUGGAUUCAGUAGCUGCCACGGGCAAGCCUUAUCUAGAGUCAUUCCAACCCGAGCUGGACUCUUCCAGAAUUGUUGCUGCUCCACCAUCUGAGCCAAUACCUGCAAAAAUAGCCAAGGCAGAUAAGAUUCCUCUUCAAAUGGAAGAGCUGGAUGCUUUGGCUUAUUCAGCUGAUGUAUCUGUUGCUAUGGAACCAAAAACAGGAGAUGACAAAGCUCUCUCACCCAUGGAGUCUUCCCCAGUCUCAGUGGAAGAAGACUUUGUGAUGUUAGCUCAUCCUAAAGCUGUUCCUGAGUUUGAGACAGAGGCCACUGACCGAGAAACAAUGCACAAAGAUGAAGGUGAAGACAUCAGUAAGGUGAUGCAGGGUGAGAAGCUGCUGCCUUGCCCAGAGCUGCCCUGUGAUCUCUCUGUGAAGAAUGUAGAAGUAAAAGCUGAGGAAGAUAGCAAUGCCUUGAAAAAGUCUUUGGAGGCUGUGGACAGAGAAGUGCCUGAAGUAUCCACCAUGUCCUUACCAGCCACAGAUACCUCACCUUUAUCUGCUGAAAAAGAGAUAGUCAGUGUAGUAAAACCAGGAGCUUUUGAGAAGGAAGCUGAGAAAGAAGCUGCUUCUGUUAAAGAAAAGAAAAAACCUACUGCUGUAUUUUCAGCAAAGCUGAAUAAGUCUUCAGUUGUUGACCUCCUUUACUGGCGAGACAUCAAGAAGACCGGGGUGGUGUUUGGAGCCAGCCUGUUCCUGCUGCUCUCACUGACAGUGUUCAGCAUCGUCAGCGUCACAGCCUACAUCGCCCUGGCCCUGCUCUCUGUCACCAUCAGCUUCAGGAUAUACAAGGGAGUCAUCCAGGCCAUCCAGAAGUCUGAUGAGGGCCACCCCUUCAGGGCUUACCUGGACUCGGAUGUGGCCGUGUCGGAGGAGCUCAUCCAGAAGUACAGCAACGUUGUGCUGGGCCACGUCAACGGCACCGUCCGCGAGCUGCGGCGCCUCUUCCUCGUCGAUGACCUGGUGGAUUCCCUCAAGUUUGCAGUGUUGAUGUGGGUGUUCACUUACGUUGGUGCCUUGUUCAAUGGUCUGACAUUACUGAUCCUGGCUUUGAUUUCGCUCUUCAGCGUUCCUGUUAUUUAUGAGAGACAUCAGGCCCAAAUCGACCAUUACCUGGGACUCGUGAACAAGAAUGUCAAAGAUGCCAUGGCAAAGAUCCAAGCAAAGAUCCCUGGGUUGAAGCGCAAAACUGAAUAAAAUAAACCUGAAGCAACUUAUCAAUAGGAAAGAAAGUUCAUCUUUUAAGGGGGAAAAUACUCAUUGGAUUUACAUGGGGAGGGUCAGGGAAUAGCAAACCCCUUGACAUUGCAGUGCAAUUUCACAGAUCUUUAUUUUUUAGCAACGCAGUGUUUGAGGAAAAAUAACUGUUUUGACUGCCAUGUGUUUCAUCAUCUUUAAGUAUUGUAAGCUGCUAUGUAUGGAUCUAAACUAAUCAUCUUUCCUUAUCCUGUGUGCAGCACUGGCUAAUACAAACGACUGAGACAGCUGUACAUUUGCUUCAGCAGAGGUAGUUCCUGCUGCGUGCCCGAGGUGUAGAGCAGGUGGGGCAGAGGAGAACACUUCCCAGUUUGUGCACUGUGUAUGGUCUGUGUAGAUUGAUGCAGAUUUUCUAAAAUGAGAUGUUUUAGAAGAAUAUACCAGUUUAGCAAGUUUUGAAAAAUCUUGCCUUUUUGGUAUGAGUAUAGCUGUAUUGUGAUUUUGUUUUAUCAAUUGCCAAUAUAUAUAUAUAUAUAUAUAUGUGUUUCACAAAGCUUAGAUCUUUCAGCUGCUCCACAGUGCUUUGUACUUCAGAGAACUGACUGAGGCCUGGACGAGCUCCAGAGCACACAAGCUUGAGAAACUAAAAAGUCUCUGUAAACACUGGCAUCUGUUGGAAACAACAAAAGAGAAAUGAACAAAGAACCUCCACACAGAGUAAAAGAAACUUACAGCAUACACUUUGUUGCACAAACAUACAGUAGUUGAUCUUGAGCAAAUAAUUCUCCAGCUUUCAGACUCUGAUAAUCUGUGGACCGAGUAUCUAAUGCUGCAAAUGUUGUUUGGAAACUUAAAGCCCUGUCCUGUUAUGCAAGAAAAUGAUAAGUGAAAAUUUAUACACUUGCAGUUUGAGCUGUACUGAACUAAGUCUGUGGAAUGCAUUGUGAAAUGUAAAAAAAAUCCCAACAAAAAAGGAAAAAAAAACCAACCCCAAAACCCCAAGUAUCAAUAAAGCUUAUAGACAUAAAAUGA